AUGAUACUUUUAAAAAUAAAAAAAUUAUAAACAACAAUAUGAAACAUGAUAAUUAUAAUAAUGAUAAACAAAAUCAAAUGAAUAUUCUAUUUAAAACGACUGUCGAUUCGGGGAAAUUCGACGAAAUUUUUCCACCUGAUACAUCAACAUCAUCAUUAUCGAUUAAUGAAUCAAGUGGACAGAAAAGUCGUAAAAAUACAAAUAUAAAUGCUAAAAUGAAUGGCUUCAUGAUUUUUGAUCCAAAAAAUUUCAAUCUAAAUGAUUUAACUAGCCAAAAUGAUACAUCUAUUGUAGGCCUAAUUGAUCUGGAUUCGGAUGUAUUAAUUUUUCGUAAUCUUACGACAAGUGAAAUGUCAUUGUUGCUUGGCCUUGAAAAUCAAACAUUUGCUUAUGAUGGAAACGGUUUAGGAUAUAAUGAUGAAGAUGAUUAUGAUGACAAUGGUGAUAGUGGUUCAGGCGAUUUUGAUGAUAUCGAUUCAUUUGCCAUAUUGGAUUUUUGGCCAGGUCAAUUUAUUCUAAUAACAUUAUAUUCAUUAACAGCAUUUUUAUCAUUAUCAUUAAAUAUAAUAACAAUAAUUGUAUGGUUUUAUGGUGAACGAUCACAAUCAACCGAAAUAUGGCAUCUAUUAGUUAAUCUAUCAUUAGCCGAUAUUGGUAUGGCUAUAUUCUGUAUACCAUUUACUUAUACAAAUGUUAUGCUACAGCAUUGGAUAUUUCCACAUCCAUUAUGUCCGGUUGUUAAUUUUACACAAUUAUGUUUUGUAUUUGUUAGUGUUUGGACAUUGACAAUCAUCAGCAUCGAUAGAUAUUUUGCAAUCGUACAUCCAUUAUAUAAAUUACGUUAUAGUAAACGUUCAAUAUUGGCUAUAAUAUGGCUAGUUGGAUUAGCAUUUUCAUCAACACAAUUAUUUGUAUCACGUGCAUCACCAUAUAUGCUUUCAAAUCAUAAAUUAUAUGAAUGUAUUGAAGUUUGGUCAGAAGAAUUACAUGGCCAAAUUUAUACAGUAUUGGUAUUUGUAUUGACAUUUUUAAUACCGGUUUUGAUUAUAAGUUUAGCCUAUUCGGCUAUUUGGUAUCAUAUGGUAAAUCAUGUAACGCCUGGUAAUCCGGAUGUUGUACGUGAUACACAUCAAUUAGAUGUUAAAAAUAAAGUAUUCAAAAUGUUAACAAUGGUCGUUGGUUUAUUUAUUAUUUGUUGGUUGCCUAUACAUUUUUUCAAUCUUUUAUUAUAUUUUGCGCCAAGUAUUAUGAAUAUUGAAACGGAAAUCAUGUAUAAUGUAUAUUAUAGCUCAUUUUUUGUAUCACAUUUUCUUUCAAUGGUACAUAGCCUAAUUAAUCCUGUUGUUUAUUGUUUUAUGAGCGAAAAUUUUCGGCAUAAUUUAUUGUCCUUAUUUCCACGUUAUAGUAAUCGUUUAAAACGUUUUGAUUCAAAAAGUAUUGAUCAUGUUGAAAUGGGCAUACCAAUUACUGAUACAAAUCCGGAUAAUAUUACCAAUACAACAACAAUUGGUGGAACAAUACCAACUGCAACAAUGACUACAAUAAUAAAUAUUUCAUCAACAAAUGAUAAAACAAUUGAAAUGAUUAGCAUCGAACGAAACAAAACAACUAAAAAUGAUUCGUCAUUAGAGUAG
Dermatophagoides pteronyssinus (European house dust mite) is the source of this 1634-nucleotide messenger RNA. RefSeq names its product prolactin-releasing peptide receptor-like. Gene Ontology annotation, molecular function: G protein-coupled receptor activity. Lineage: Eukaryota; Metazoa; Arthropoda; Arachnida; Sarcoptiformes; Pyroglyphidae. Gene Ontology annotation, biological process: G protein-coupled receptor signaling pathway. Gene Ontology annotation, cellular component: plasma membrane. The record is from RefSeq and is a predicted model, not a curated record.